AUGGUUCCCGUGAUUCUCUUCAUCCCGGCUGCUGUUGGUGUUGGGUUUUGGAGAGUCAAUUGGGUGACUCUUCCGGAGAGAGGGUGGCAGACUACACCUACCCAACCGCCGCUACAAGGGUCGGAAGCGUUUGUCCACGUGCUCAGACUUGCAGUUGUGUCGGUGGAGAUGGCGUUCUUGAAAGCCAUAAGAGCAUCUCUAUCCGAUUUCCAGCAAUUGGAUUGGGAUUGGGCCAAGGAGAUUGUUAAUUUGGUGGAGAUGAUGAUGAUGAGGAGGAUAAUACUGACCGGGGAUUUUGGGGCUGCCAUUUAA
Molecule: messenger RNA, 312 nt
Organism: Striga asiatica
Lineage: Eukaryota; Viridiplantae; Streptophyta; Magnoliopsida; Lamiales; Orobanchaceae
Source: the annotation of a GenBank genome assembly